Messenger RNA from Pogona vitticeps (central bearded dragon), 2070 nucleotides. RefSeq names its product leucine zipper protein 2 (gene LUZP2). The record is from RefSeq and is a predicted model, not a curated record. NCBI's taxonomy places the organism in Eukaryota, Metazoa, Chordata, Lepidosauria, Squamata, Agamidae.
GUAUCUCUCGGAGGAUGCCGGCUCCCGAUUUAGGGCUAAUCCUGGUGCUGCUCAACUCUGUGCUUCUAAUUGGUGCAAUAACUUUGCCCGCCCAGUAAGCAGAGAACACCCUUCCGAUUGCAAGCGCAUGAGGUUAAUUUGAAACUUGCCUGUUAAUUUAAAGGAGUCUGACCUGUGCUUUACACGCAAAUCCGGCUGAGCUGGGCAACUUUAAUUAGAAAAAGCUCCCUUUCGGGCUGGCUUUUCUCCGAUGCCACGCUGACGCGCCCUCCUGCCCUCCCAAGGAAGGAGCCUCCGCGCCCCUUCCUCCCGAGCCGCCGCUUAAACUGCUAGUAAGAACAAAUCCUCCAGGACAUCAUCCAUUGAGGAGGGCUCGUGUUGAAUAACAGGCUCGCUCGCCGGCGCUGGGUUUGAAGCAACAGCGGCGGCAGCUCCACUGCCUGUGACAUCACUCCUGUAGCUCAAACCCCCCGCUUAAGCUUGCCUUCAUUAGUCAGUGUGUGUGUGUGUGUGUUGGGCGAUCUCGGCUUUUGUCAGAUCUGCCGAGCGUCACACGCGCGGGAGCAGGUCCUUUGCAGAGCCGAGGACUUUGGGAAUCAGCAGCCCUGGGAGAAGGAGAGAGAGAGAGAGAGAGAGGCAGUCGGAGGGAGAACGAGGAAGCGCGACCACCGGCUGCAGGGAGAGCACCACAGAGCCGGCUUGCAGCAUGAAAUCCAUCCUGCCUCAUUACUUGAUGGCCCUUUUCCCCGUUUUGGUCCUCGGCAGCACCAGACAGGGCUAUGAAGAGCUGGAAAGGCAGCUAAAAGAAGUCUUUAAAGAGAGAAGCAGCAUUCUUCGCCAGCUUUCAAAGACAUCCAAAGAGCUUGAAGGAAUUAAAGUUAACCUCCAGUCUUUGAAAAAUGAUGAGGCCUCUGCGAAAAGCGAUGUACAGAAACUCUUGGAAUUAGGCCAAAAACAAAGGGAAGAAAUGAAAUCGCUCCAGGAGGCCUUUCAGAAACAGCUUAAUGAGGCAGCUGAGAAGGCAGAAAAACAGCAGGCCACAAUCAACUUUUUGAAGACAGAAAUGGAGAGGAAAAGCAAAAUGAUCAGGGAUCUCCAAAAUGAGAACAAAAGCCUGAAAAAUAAACUCCUGUCAGGAAGCAAGCUGUGUGGUAUUCAUGCUGAAGAGUCAAAAAAGAUCCAAGCCCAACUGAAGGAGCUUCGCUAUGGGAAAAAGGAUUUGAUUUUUAAGGCACAGCAGCUUACAGAUUUGGAACAAAAACUAGCAAUUGCAAAAGAAGAACUGGAAAAAGCAGCUCUCGACAAAGAGUCACAGCUGAAAGCUUUGAAGGAGACGGUACAACUCUGCCUGUCUUCAGUCUUGCACAAUCAUCCUCCCACUACAAAUAUAGUCCCUUCCAGACCAAUCGAGAGACAGACAUCUGUAGUUACAAAUGGUUCUAAAGUUCCAUUUCAAGUGACAAAUACCAAGCAAAGAGCUCCUGCAGACAAAGAGACUCCUCAGGUUUCCUCAAGAAGAGUAUAUAAUAAUCAAAGUACCUGGGACUGCACUUCACAAGAUAAUGGCAAGAUCUGUUUAGGAAGCCGAAACAAUUCAACCUCUCCUCAACUAAAGGUGGUAGAAACAGAUCACGACUUGCAGAAGUCACACAGUCCUCCAUGGAUGAAAACAGAAAUGAAAAGAACCGCGGAGAGAAAAGAAAGCAAUCCUGAAGAAUUGGCUAAAAUCAAGGAAAAGACUCUGUAAACAUCAGCCAGCUAUCUUUAAGAUCUUCUUCAUUUGCUCUCAUCGUCAUCUUUUUAGUCCAGAGGCAUGAAAAUGUACCACGUUUCUAAAGCAUGCAGUUUUUUCACUAUUUUAUGGAUGUUUGUAAAUUAGUUUAGAAAUUUCUGAAAUAGAUUGAUGAUUAGUAUCUUUCAGCAAUAAUCCAGCAGAAAUGGAUGUUUGGAAGAAAUGCUUUGUAAUACAGUCCAGUUUUUUGAAAUAUUAUUCUGCCUUGACCUGUAACUUGCUUAUUAUAAAUCACUGUUUUGUAAAGAGAUGCUAUUAAGAAUUUUUAUUUUAUUAAC